This is a messenger RNA of Lonchura striata (white-rumped munia), 1095 nucleotides long. NCBI's taxonomy places the organism in Eukaryota, Metazoa, Chordata, Aves, Passeriformes, Estrildidae. The record is from RefSeq and is a predicted model, not a curated record.
AUGCCAUUGCAGCCCGGGAAGGGCUCGACCCGUGCUCGGCGCGGCGGGGCCGCUGGAGGGCGACCGGCACCCAGGAACGGCCCGGGGAAAGGGAACGGGCCGGGGAACGGGAAGGGGAACGGGAACGGGAACGGGAAGGGGAACGGGAAGGGGAAUGGGCCGGGGAACGGGAACGGGAAGGGGAAUGGGCCGGGGCCGCUCCCCGCCUCGGGGCUCGCCCCGGGCCGCUCCGUGCGGGACCGCGCUGGGCAGCGGCAGCGCCGCAGCCGGGACGGAAACGGGGCCCCGCCGCUGGGCAUCGCCGGCAGCCGCCAGCGAAGGGCAGAUCCGUCACACACCCCAUCGCAGGGCAUCCCAUCGCAGGGCAUCCCAUCGCAGGGCAUCCCAUCGCAGGGAAUCCCCCGGGAAUCGUGGUUGCCCCCAAAAGCUGCAACCCACAUUUCUGUCAGGAAAAACUCUUUUCCCUUGGCGUGCAUUCAGCCUGAGCGCAAGCUCCGGGCCAUGCGGCCCGCGGUGCCUGCGCGCCGGGAUGGAUCUGCUGCUGCCAGCACCUACAGCCAGGUGCCAGAAAUGGCCAGCUGGCGCCUGAUGGCCGUGGGCUGGUACAGCUGCAAACCCAGAGUGAACCCUGGUCCCUGGGCACCUGUGGGGUCUGCACCGCCUCCGCCCCACGCCUGGGACCCUCCCGGCCGCUCCCGGCGGGGCGAUCUCCGAGCGCGGCCCGUUCCGGCGCGCCCCGGGGCCGCGGGAGCCGCGACGGGCGGGCGCAGCCGCCGGCGGGGCGCGGAGCCCCGCGGGGCCCGCGGAGCGCGGCUCACCCGCGGUUUCCCACCCAGCAGUGACACCUGGCGGGGCGAGCGCGGGCGGACCGGCCCCGGCCCCCGCAUCCCGCUGAGCCCCUUCCCCGGACGGGGCGGCCGCGACCGGCGGCUCCGCGCCGCAUCCCCGCGGGUGCGGGCGCGGCGGUGGGAGCGGCCCCGGUGCGGGGCGGCGGCGGGGGCAGGAGCCCGGAGGGGGCUGUCCGACGUGCCCCCGGGGAGGCGGGGGUCGGUGCGGCCGGAGCGGCGGCUCCGCGUCUCUGACUCUGCCCAAUGA